Ziziphus jujuba (common jujube) is the source of this 3545-nucleotide messenger RNA. RefSeq names its product protein STABILIZED1. The transcript has a single exon. Gene Ontology annotation, biological process: gene silencing by siRNA-directed DNA methylation; positive regulation of primary miRNA processing; positive regulation of miRNA metabolic process. Bases 153 to 3230 code for a protein of 1025 amino acids. The record is from RefSeq and is a predicted model, not a curated record. Gene Ontology annotation, cellular component: U4/U6 x U5 tri-snRNP complex; catalytic step 2 spliceosome. NCBI's taxonomy places the organism in Eukaryota, Viridiplantae, Streptophyta, Magnoliopsida, Rosales, Rhamnaceae. Gene Ontology annotation, molecular function: protein binding.
AAUGCGUCACCGACUCUGAGACUGUAUCAUAACAAAGCUCCGGACACCAAAUUCUUCGUCGGCUUUCUCUUUCGGAGCCAUCUUCUUCUUCUUCUUCCGAUCUCAAACGGCCCAAUCAAAUCUCCUUGUUCUUUCCAUUUCCACAAGCUAUCAUGGUGUUUAUCGCAUCCCCAAUCCACAAAACCCUAGCCCUCAACGUCAACCCGAAAACCACCACUCUCCAAGAUCUCAAGCUCGCUAUCCAUGGAAGUUCCGGCAUUCCCAUUUCUCUCCAGCACCUCUUCUUGUCUCAGAGCUUCCAAUUCCACACCCAAGAAGACUCUUCCCUCCUAUCUGAACUUGGGGUCGGAACCAAUUCAACCCUAACCCUCCAUUUCCCCUUCUAUGGUGGCACCCAAACUCCUGCCGUUCCAAAGCCCCGCCUUGAUUUCUUGAAUUCGAAGCCUCCCCCAAACUAUGUCGCCGGGCUGGGUCGUGGUGCUACUGGGUUCACUACUCGAUCCGAUAUCGGUCCUGCACGAGCCGCACCGGACCUACCUGAUAGGUCAGCGACCACGAUUGGCGGCGCUGCUGCUGGGCCUGCUGCGGUUGGUCGCGGACGUGGGAAGCCCGGAGAGGAAGAGGAAGAGGACGAAGGGGAUGACAAAGGGUAUGAUGAGAAUCAGAAGUUUGAUGAGUUUGAAGGUAACGAUGUGGGAUUGUUCGCUUCUGCUGAGUAUGAUGAGGAUGAUAAAGAGGCUGAUGCUGUUUGGGAGGAGAUUGAUAAGAGAAUGGAUUCGAGGAGAAAGGACAGGAGGGAAGCUAGGUUGAAGCAGGAGAUUGAGAAGUACCGUGCUUCUAACCCCAAGAUUACUGAGCAAUUUGCGGAUUUGAAGAGGAAGUUGUAUACUUUGUCUGCUCAAGAAUGGGAUAGUAUACCUGAAAUUGGAGAUUAUUCAUUGAGGAACAAGAAGAAGAGGUUCGAGAGCUUUGUUCCAGUGCCCGAUACACUUCUUGAGAAGGCAAGGCAGGAACAGGAACAUGUUACUGCAUUGGACCCGAAGAGCAGAGCUGCUAGUGGUACAGAAACGCCCUGGUCACAGACUCCGGUCACCGAUUUGACUGCGGUGGGCGAGGGGAGAGGUACUGUGUUGUCAUUGAAGUUGGAUAGGCUUUCGGAUUCUGUUUCCGGAUUAACUGUUGUGGACCCGAAAGGGUAUCUUACUGAUCUUAAGAGUAUGAAGAUUACCAGUGAUGCUGAGAUUUCUGAUAUAAAGAAGGCUAGGUUGUUGCUUAAGAGUGUUACUCAGACGAAUCCAAAGCACCCACCUGGCUGGAUUGCGGCUGCGAGAUUGGAGGAAGUAGCUGGGAAGAUUCAAGCAGCGAGGCAGUUGAUUGAGAAAGGCUGUGAGGAGUGUCCCAAGAAUGAGGAUGUGUGGUUGGAGGCUUGUAGGCUUUCUAGCCCAGAUGAAGCCAAAGCUGUGAUAGCUAAGGGAGUGAAGUCGAUACCGAAUUCGGUGAAGUUGUGGAUGCAGGCUGCAAAACUGGAGCAUGAUGAUGCAAGUAAGAGCAAGGUUUUGAGGAGAGGGUUGGAACAUAUUCCUGAUUCUGUCAGGCUGUGGAAGGCGGUUGUGGAGCUGUCUAAUGAGGAGAAUGCGAGAGUGUUGCUUCAUAGGGCUGUGGAAUGUUGCCCUUUGCAUGUUGAAUUGUGGCUGGCACUUGUUAGGUUGGAAACAUAUGAAACUGCUAAAAUGGUUCUUAACAAGGCAAGACAGAAGCUAACAAAGGAGCCUGCCAUAUGGAUCACUGCUGCGAAGUUGGAAGAAGCUAAUGGGAAUACUGCCAUGGUUGGCAAAAUUAUUGAAAGGGGCAUAAGGGCUUUGCAAAGAGAAGGGCUGGUGAUUGAUAGAGAAGCCUGGAUGAAGGAUGCUGAGGCUGCCGAACGUGCCGGUUCUAUUGCAACUUGCCAAGCGAUUAUUCAUAAUACAAUUGGGAUUGGAGUGGAGGAUGAAGAUAGGAAGAGAACAUGGGUUGCUGAUGCAGAGGAGUGCAAGAAAAGGGGUUCCAUUGAGACAGCCAGAGCUAUUUAUGCUCAUGCACUCACUGUGUUCCUAACUAAGAAGAGCAUAUGGCUCAAAGCAGCACAACUUGAAAAGAGCCAUGGGACGAGGGAGUCUCUUGAUGCUUUACUUCGUAAAGCUGUUACUUACCGGCCACAGGCUGAAGUUUUGUGGCUUAUGGGUGCCAAGGAGAAGUGGCUUGCUGGGGAUGUGCCUGCUGCUCGUGCCAUCCUCCAAGAAGCUUAUGCUGCGAUUCCAAAUUCUGAGGAGAUUUGGCUUGCUGCAUUUAAGCUUGAGUUUGAGAACAAUGAACCUGAGAGAGCGAGAAUGCUUCUUUCUAAAGCGCGAGAAAGGGGUGGUACAGAAAGAGUUUGGAUGAAAUCAGCGAUCGUUGAGAGAGAAUUGGGGAACAUUGAUGAGGAGAGAAGACUGCUUAAUGAAGGACUGAAACGCUUCCCUUCAUUCUUUAAAUUGUGGCUGAUGCUUGGACAGCUUGACGAGCGGCUUGGUCACUUAGAAAAAGCUAAGGAGGCUUAUGAUUCGGGUCUGAAGCACUGCCCCAAUUGUAUACCCCUCUGGCUUUCUCUUGCAAAUCUUGAGGAGAAGGUGAAUUCGCUGAGUAAAGCUCGUGCGGUUCUCACUAUGGCCCGAAAGAAGAAUCCUCAGAAUCCUGAACUGUGGCUUGCUGCAGUUCGAGCUGAAUUGAGGCAUGGCAAUAAGAGAGAAUCUGAUAUCUUGAUGGCGAAGGCCUUACAGGAGUGUCCCGAUAGUGGUAUAUUGUGGGCAGCAUGCAUUGAGCUGGCACCACGUCCCCAACGUAAAACCAAGAGUAUGGAUGCCCUCAAGAAAUGUGAUCAUGAUCCACAUGUCAUUGCUGCUGUGGCCAAGUUGUUCUGGCAAGAUAGGAAGGUGGAUAAAGCUAGGACUUGGUUCAACAGAGCUGUGACGCUUGCUCCAGAUAUUGGUGAUUUCUGGGCUUUAUUUUACAAAUUUGAACUUCAGCAUGGAAGUGAAGAGAUGCAAAAAGAGGUUCUGAGAAGAUGUGUUGCUGCAGAACCAAAGCACGGUGAGAAAUGGCAAGCAAUAUCGAAGGCUGUGGAAAAUUCCCACCAGCCUGUUGAAGCCAUCUUGAAGAAAGUUGUGGUGGUCCUCGGGAAGGAAGAAAGUGCAGCAGAAAAUAGUAAACAAUAAUAAUUAGUUCAAUCAGAAAGUUGUAGAAUUCUUGCCUCUUUAUUUGGUAAAAUUAUAGUACUGAGGACUUCUUUUUGUUUAUAACUUAAUCUUGGGCAGCUAGUUAAAUUUUAAGUUGUAGUAGACUGUUGUAUUGAUCAGUUAGUCGCAAAUACCACGAGGUUGGACUCGGGUUUUUGGUUCUACAUUUUUACGCAACCUCUUCCCAAUCUCCUUGGAGCUGUAAUUUUCCGUCAUCGUAAAGAUAUAUACCUCAUUGGUUAUUAUGGAAAAUGUUUCUGAAUGGAAUAAUAUUUUUUGUGGAUUUCUUUUUCA